CGGAAGUUCAUUUUUCCACUCACUUCCGGUUGGAGCCGCUUUCAAACAAAACCGCGAUUCCGACGAUGACAGACGAACAGGAACAGCAACCGACACAGACGGUAGAAGAGCCUCUGGAUUUAAUUCGCCUCAGUUUAGAUGAACGAAUUUACGUAAAGAUGAGAAACGACCGGGAACUUCGCGGUCGACUACACGCGUAUGACCAACAUUUAAAUAUGAUUCUUGGAGAUGUUGAAGAAACCGUGACAACAGUGGAAAUUGAUGAGGAAACAUAUGAAGAGAUCUACAAAUCAACGAAGAGAAACAUUGCCAUGUUGUUUGUGAGAGGAGAUGGAGUUAUUCUUGUAUCACCUCCAAUGCGAACAGGAACUUGAACGCAAAUUUAGACCAAUUUCCAAAAAAAAAAAAGAAACAGAAAAAAAAACAACUACCAUAAGUAAUACAAAAUUUAAGAAAAAUACAUUUUUAUUUUUUCAUUUUCAUUUUUAUUUUAUUUUUCCAUUUUUAAAAUGAUUCAUUCUUAUUUUUUUUUAAAGAAAAAUGAAACUGAGAGAGUGAACUCUUGGUGGAAUUUUUUUGUUAUUCUUUAAGACUAUUCAAAGAAAUAGUUGAAGUCUGCUCAAUGCAGCAUUUGAAGAACGCAGAAACAGUCCAAUAAAAGAGAAAAAACGCUUGUUUUGAUGGCUUUAA
Molecule: messenger RNA, 690 nt
Organism: Octopus sinensis (East Asian common octopus)
Lineage: Eukaryota; Metazoa; Mollusca; Cephalopoda; Octopoda; Octopodidae
Product: U6 snRNA-associated Sm-like protein LSm3
Exons: 4
Coding region: 66-374 (102 amino acids)
Biological process (GO): P-body assembly; mRNA splicing, via spliceosome
Cellular component (GO): precatalytic spliceosome; U6 snRNP; P-body
Molecular function (GO): RNA binding
Source: RefSeq, a predicted model, not a curated record